CUCUUUCCAAUGGACACGUUCUCAGAGGUGGGUGUGUCGACAUAAGCAGCUCCCCAUUCCCACUAUCGAUCAUAGCAACUCGACUCCAGGACACCAACCGGACAUUUGAUGACAUAUACUCACAAAUUUAUCGGCCGGAGAAAAAUACAGCACUUAACAAAAUUAAAAGUCUUCAAGCAGCUUAGCUUAUACAUCACGGCAAGAGCCGAAUAUCCAUGCACUCCAGACUGAGGUAGAAAUGACGAGAAUACCCACCAUGUGUACACCGCUUGAUACCGAUCUACUGUUGACUCUACUUUCACGAAACAAAGCGCUAGAAGCAACAAUACCGAAAUGUGCAGGAUGCGAAAAAGUGAUCGUCGAUCGAUUCGUCUUGAAGGUGUUGGAUCGAUCGUGGCAUGCCAAAUGCCUCAAGUGUGCCGAAUGCCAAGAGAAACUUGUAGACAAGUGUUUCGUCAGGAACGGCGAAGUUUUCUGUAAAGAUGACUUUUUCAGGCGCUUUGGGACUAAAUGCGCCGGUUGCGAUCAAGGUAUACCUCCAACUCAAGUAGUUCGAAGGGCUCAGGAUAAUGUCUAUCAUCUUCAUUGUUUCUCUUGUAUCCUAUGUAAAAGGCAGUUAAACACCGGAGACGAAUUCUAUUUAAUGGAGGAUAAUAAACUAGUGUGUAAAGCUGAUUAUGAAGCUGUAAAAGCACGCGAGGGGACAUCAAAACGACCAAGAACCACAAUUACUGCUCGACAAUUGGAGAAAUUAAAGAGCGCUUACACCACUAGUCCCAAACCCGCUCGUCACGUUCGAGAACAAUUGAGUCAGGAUACAGGACUCGAUAUGAGAGUGGUUCAAGUCUGGUUCCAGAAUAGAAGAGCCAAAGAGAAACGUCUGAAAAAGGACACGGGGAAAUCUAGAUGGAACGAAUACUUCCGUCACGGUAAUGCCAAACAAUCUUCGGGAAAUUCGACAUCUACAAGAGCUACCCCGACUCCCGAAACUAGGAGAGAAGAGAUCGACGAUCAAGAAGAAGACAGUCAGCAAGACGAUUCCUUAUUUAUAGACGACAUGAGGACUUCGGAUUCGUACGCCAGCUCCUUAAACGGUUCAGUGGCAGGAGACGAACCCACAACCCCUCUUGGACCCACUCCGCCUCUGGUUUACAUGAAUUCGCAAUUUCCAGGACCGGCUACACCCCCUUACAUGGUGGGGAAUCAAAGUCCCGGAGUUGUACCCUUUCCAGUUCCUCCAUACUACGGAAACGGAGGCCAGGCGAGAAAUGCAGGUGGUGAAGUAGCAACACGGGGUUGCUUCGGUUACUCGGAGUUCCCUCCUAGUCCCGCUUCGUGGUUGGAUGACGUAGAAGGAGGCUCGACCUCCAUCCCUACCACACUUCACACGACCGUAACACCGUAUUGACAUCUGGUACACCAUCUCCAUCUAGUCUCGUUUUAUUUCGUUUCAUAUCAGUUCCUGAAGUGUGUCCUAAAGAGUCUUGUCGGAUAGGACCCGUCGACAUUUGUGGCAGCAGAAAAAUAAAUAAAACGAACAGUGUUUUAACUGUAUUUGGUCCUAUUUUAAAGUUGUAACUUGAGAAUAAAAGAGCCGUUUUUUGUUCUCGCCAGAAAAUUUAUACAAGCACAAUAAAUAAGUAAAUAAAUAAUUAAUUGUAUGUCAAUUUUUGUAGUAAUAAUUUCAGUAAGGCCUUUACAACGUGUUUGGUCUUGUUAAUUUCGGAUCGUUGCGUGUCAUACAAAUACAAUUGUAGUGUUAUAAAUGUUGUAACACGCAGAGAACACGGCGUUGUUCUUUAUUUUUAAUUUUCUACUGUUUUAAGUCGUACAGAAUGUUAACGAACGUGUUCACACGAAGUAAACAGAUUUUUUAACACUGAAAUUAUAUCAAUCUUUCUCCUAUUAUGGUAUAGACCUAAUUAUUAUUUACAUUUGAUUUCGGAGGAUUAUACAUAAUUAAACGUUUUAAAUUGUUAAUUAUUUUUUAAUUAAAAUAAGAUUUUUCUCGUAUACUAUUUUAUUAUAGAGAAGUAACGAGAUCUCGUAGGAAAUAAUUGUAAAAAAGAAGCAUUUAUCAUUUAAAAAUUAAAAUAAUAAUUACCGAUUAUUUAAAUAUUGCAACCAAAAUACGUUUCUGUAGCCAAGUACUGUAUUUCUAAGAGUCUAUUCUACUUCUUAAGAAGAAAAAAAAAGAGUAAUAUUACCAACUUCUGUGAUAUGGUAUACAAUAAUGGAUAAAUUAAAUGGGAAAUCAUCAAAAUAAUUAUUGUAAUCAUUAACUUUAGGAGAAUUGUCUGAACUGAUUAAAUCAUACAGCUCUCGGGAAAAAUGAUUAUGAUAAUGGUUUCGUCACGUUCUCUCGCGUUACGCAUUUGCAUGCAGGCUAAUUUUAAUAAGCGGAAUGAUCUUACUGCAACUUUAGUAUAAAAAGAGAAAUUAAUAGGCAC
Centruroides sculpturatus (bark scorpion) is the source of this 2450-nucleotide messenger RNA. Its product is annotated as LIM/homeobox protein Lhx3-like. Gene Ontology annotation, molecular function: DNA-binding transcription factor activity, RNA polymerase II-specific; RNA polymerase II transcription regulatory region sequence-specific DNA binding. The transcript is spliced from 5 exons. Gene Ontology annotation, cellular component: nucleus. The coding region runs from base 239 to 1408 and encodes 389 amino acids. The record is from RefSeq and is a predicted model, not a curated record. NCBI's taxonomy places the organism in Eukaryota, Metazoa, Arthropoda, Arachnida, Scorpiones, Buthidae. Gene Ontology annotation, biological process: neuron differentiation; regulation of transcription by RNA polymerase II.